AUGGUUAGAGGAAUGAUGGGUUGGGGAGCUAAUUCUGAUGAACAAGGAUGGAGGAAAGGACCUUGGACUCCUGAAGAGGAUAAGCUUCUCUCUGAGUACGUUAACUUGCAUGGUGAGGGGAGAUGGAGUUCUGUAUCUCGUUGUGCAGGACUGAACAGGACUGGGAAGAGUUGUAGACUAAGAUGGGUGAACUACUUGAGGCCUGGACUUAAAAGAGGUCACAUAACACCUCAAGAGGAAGGCAUUAUUAUUGAAUUACAUGCUUUGUGGGGCAACAAAUGGUCAACAAUAGCACGUUACUUGCCUGGAAGGACAGAUAACGAGAUAAAAAAUUACUGGAGAACACAUUUCAAGUCGAAAGUAGUAAAGCAAGAUAAGAAAAAAAUUAUGAGGCAGAUGAGAAACCAUCCACAACAAAAUUACACCAGGACGGAUAAAAAGAUCAUGUCAUCUGAAGCAGAAGAAGUGAUCAUGAUCAAGAGCGACGACGAUAACAUGUUUAUUAGUAGUACUAAUAAUUAUGAUGAGGAUCCGGUUGUGGAGUUGCCACCUGCAGUGACGACUUCUUCAGACACAUCGUAUACAUGGACGGAGACUUUUCCAAUGGAUGGAUUAUGGGGAGGAUUAUGGAACAUAGAUGAUGAGUUCAAGGUGGCAAUUCAAAAUCAACCAGCUACUGCUAAUUGUUCUUAUGCAGUUAACUUAUAUAAUGGAGGUUUUAUUUUCUGA
Molecule: messenger RNA, 729 nt
Organism: Solanum stenotomum
Lineage: Eukaryota; Viridiplantae; Streptophyta; Magnoliopsida; Solanales; Solanaceae
Product: MYB-like transcription factor EOBI
Exons: 3
Coding region: 1-729 (242 amino acids)
Biological process (GO): regulation of DNA-templated transcription
Cellular component (GO): nucleus
Molecular function (GO): sequence-specific DNA binding; DNA-binding transcription factor activity
Source: RefSeq, a predicted model, not a curated record